Molecule: messenger RNA, 1187 nt
Organism: Pseudopodoces humilis (Tibetan ground-tit)
Lineage: Eukaryota; Metazoa; Chordata; Aves; Passeriformes; Paridae
Gene: PAX5
Product: paired box 5
Biological process (GO): anatomical structure development; regulation of transcription by RNA polymerase II
Molecular function (GO): DNA-binding transcription factor activity, RNA polymerase II-specific; RNA polymerase II cis-regulatory region sequence-specific DNA binding
Source: RefSeq, a predicted model, not a curated record
AUGGAGCUGGAGAAAACCUACGCGACAUCCCGAACCGGCCGCACAGGACAUGGAGGCGUGAAUCAGCUGGGGGGUGUUUUUGUGAACGGCCGCCCUCUCCCAGAUGUUGUUCGUCAGAGGAUCGUGGAGCUCGCCCACCAAGGGGUCCGGCCGUGUGACAUCUCCCGGCAGCUCCGCGUCAGCCACGGCUGUGUCAGCAAAAUACUUGGCAGGUAUUAUGAAACCGGGAGUAUUAAGCCUGGAGUGAUUGGAGGAUCAAAACCAAAGGUCGCCACACCCAAAGUCGUUGAAAAAAUUGCAGAGUACAAACGCCAAAAUCCCACCAUGUUUGCCUGGGAGAUCAGGGACAGACUCCUUGCUGAGCGAGUGUGUGACAACGACACUGUGCCCAGUGUCAGUUCCAUUAACAGGAUCAUCCGGACCAAGGUGCAGCAGCCACCCAAUCAGCAGGUCCCAGCUUCCAGUCACAGCAUAGCCUCCACGGGAUCGGUCACCCAGGUGUCCUCUGUAACCACUGACUCUGCUGGCUCGUCCUACUCCAUCAGUGGGAUCCUGGGAAUUGCCUCCCCUGGCACGGAGAGCAACAAGCGCAAGCGGGAUGAAGGUAUUCAGGAAUCUCCAGUACCAAAUGGCCAUUCUCUCCCAAGCAGAGAUUUUCUUCGGAAACAGAUGCGAGGAGACCUUUUCACCCAGCAGCAGCUAGAAGUGUUGGAUCGUGUUUUUGAGAGACAACAUUAUUCUGACAUCUUCACGACAACUGAGCCCAUCAAACCAGAGCAGGCAACUGAGUACUCAGCCAUGGCCUCACUAGCUGGUGGAUUGGAUGACAUGAAAGCCAAUAUAACCAGCCCUACUUCUGCAGAUUUGGGAGCGAGUGUUCCUGGGCCUCAGUCCUAUCCUAUUGUCACAGGUCGCGAGCUGGCAAGUACAACCCUCCCAGGAUACCCUCCACAUGUCCCUCCUGCUGGACAGGGCAGCUACUCCGCUCCGGCGCUGACAGGAAUGGUGCCUGGGAGCGAGUUUUCUGGGAGCCCAUACAGCCACCCACAAUAUUCAACAUACAACGACUCCUGGAGGUUUCCCAACCCUGGACUCCUGGGCUCCCCCUACUACUACAGCACCACAGCCCGUGGAGCAGCUGCACCAGCUGCUGCUGCUGCCUAUGACCGCCACUGACGCCGGAGCUC